Mustela erminea (ermine) is the source of this 411-nucleotide messenger RNA. RefSeq names its product hematopoietic cell signal transducer (gene HCST). Gene Ontology annotation, biological process: regulation of immune response; positive regulation of phosphatidylinositol 3-kinase/protein kinase B signal transduction. Bases 86 to 301 code for a protein of 71 amino acids. Gene Ontology annotation, cellular component: membrane. Gene Ontology annotation, molecular function: phosphatidylinositol 3-kinase binding; signaling receptor binding. Lineage: Eukaryota; Metazoa; Chordata; Mammalia; Carnivora; Mustelidae. The transcript is spliced from 3 exons. The record is from RefSeq and is a predicted model, not a curated record.
ACCAGCAGGGUGACAUCCGCUAUUCUGCUUCUUUACCCCCGCACUGUUCCUCAGGACUUCUCUGGACCAAAGCCUUUUGCCCACCAUGGCCCCUUCAGGUGUCAUCCUGCUCCUUCUUUUGCUCCCAGGUUCCUGUUCCGGAUGUGGGCCCCUCUCUCUGCCAGUGCUGGCAGGCCUCAUGGCCGCCGACGCGCUGGUGUCGCUGUUCAUCAUCGCAGUCGUGUUUGCGUGUGCUUGCCCGCGCCACCGGCCCACCCUAGAAGAUGACAAAGUCUACAUCAACAUGCCUGGCAGGGGCUGACCCCCCUGUAAGUGAAACCUUUGAUGUUGGACCCUCUCAUCCUGCAUCGUGUGCUGCCACACAGGAAACGCACUCCCCACUUUGGGGUGGAAUAAAGCUAUUGAACUACC